Messenger RNA from Eptesicus fuscus (big brown bat), 2055 nucleotides. It is a transcript of the gene COL9A3, whose product is annotated as collagen type IX alpha 3 chain. The coding region runs from base 16 to 2055 and encodes 679 amino acids. The transcript has 32 exons. The record is from RefSeq and is a predicted model, not a curated record. Lineage: Eukaryota; Metazoa; Chordata; Mammalia; Chiroptera; Vespertilionidae.
ACAGCGCAUGCAGCCAUGGCCGGAGCCCCCACGCUGGCCCUGCUCCUGCUCGGGCAGCUCCUGGCCGGGACCGAGGCGCAGAAAGUGGGACCUCGGGGUCCUCCUGGUCCCCAAGGGCCACCUGGAAAGCCGGGCAAAGAUGGCGUUGAUGGAGAAGCUGGUCCUCCGGGUCUGCCUGGGCCCCCGGGACCCAAAGGGGCCGCGGGGAAGCCAGGGAAACCAGGAGAGGCCGGGCUGCCGGGGCUGCCUGGCGUGGACGGUCUGACUGGUAGGGAAGGACCACCUGGAUCCAAGGGCGCCCCUGGAGAGCGGGGAAGUCUGGGACCCCCGGGGCCGCCCGGGCUUGGGGGCAAAGGCCUCCCCGGACCCCCUGGAGAGGCGGGCAUCAGCGGGCUCCCAGGUGGACUCGGCCUCCGGGGCCCCCCGGGACCCUCUGGACUCCCAGGCCUGCCUGGCCCUCCGGGACCUCCUGGACCCCCUGGUCACCCAGGGGUCCUCCCCGAAGGCGCUACUGACCUUCAGUGCCCGGCCAUCUGCCCGCCAGGGCCUCCCGGUCCCCCAGGAAUGCCAGGGUUCAAGGGACCCACCGGCUACAAAGGGGAACAAGGAGAAGUUGGCAAAGAUGGCGAGAAGGGUGACCCCGGCCCCCCUGGGUCUGCCGGCAUUCCUGGCACAGUGGGGCUGCAGGGCCCUCGGGGGCUCCGAGGACUGCCAGGGCCGCUCGGGCCCCCUGGGGACCGGGGUCCCAUCGGGUUUCGAGGACCCCCCGGGAUCCCAGGAGCCCCCGGGAAAGCGGGUGACAGAGGCGAGAGGGGCCCAGAGGGGUUCCGCGGGCCCAAGGGUGACCUCGGCCGACCUGGUCCCAAAGGAGUCCCCGGAGUGGCAGGGCCUGUGGGAGAGCCGGGCAUGCCAGGCAAGGACGGCAGGGAUGGCGUGCCAGGACAGGAUGGUGAGAAGGGAGAGGCUGGUCGCAAUGGUGCCCCAGGAGAGAAGGGUCCCAGUGGGCUGCCGGGUCUCCCCGGGCGAGCAGGGUCAAAGGGUGAGAAGGGAGAACUGGGCAGAGCUGGAGAGCUGGGCGAGGCUGGCCCCUUAGGAGAACCGGGCAUCCCGGGGGACGCUGGUGUGCCUGGGGAGCGCGGGGAGGCUGGCCACAGGGGCUCAGCGGGGGCUCUGGGCCCGCAAGGCCCUCCCGGGGCCCCUGGCAUCCGAGGCUUCCAGGGCUGGAAGGGUAGCAUCGGGGACCCUGGCCUGCCAGGCCCCCAGGGCCUCCGCGGCAGCGUGGGUGACCGGGGCCCGGGAGGAGUCACAGGUCCCAAGGGAGACGAGGGCAUCGCUGGCUCUGAUGGCCUUCCCGGGGACAAGGGCGAACUGGGAGCCAGUGGCCCCGUCGGACCCAAAGGAGAGCCCGGCAGUCGAGGGGAACUGGGCCCGAAAGGCAUCCAGGGUCCCAACGGCACCAGCGGCGUAGAGGGCGUCCCGGGUCCGCCCGGGCCCGUGGGCCUCCAGGGGGUGCAAGGUGUGCCUGGCAUCACCGGGAAGCCCGGGGUCCCGGGGAAAGAAGCCAGUGAGCAGCGCAUCCGGGAGCUGUGCGGGGGCCUGGUCAGCGAACAAAUCGCACAGUUAGCUGCUCACCUGCGGAAGCCGUUAGCUCCAGGACCCAUCGGUCGGCCCGGCCCGGCCGGCCCCCCGGGUCCCCCGGGGCCUCCAGGCUCCAUUGGUCACCCCGGUGCUCGGGGGCCCCCUGGAUAUCGUGGUCCCACCGGAGAGCUGGGAGACCCCGGACCCAGAGGAAGCCAGGGGGACCGAGGAGACAAGGGCACGGCCGGCGUGGGUCUGGACGGGCCCGACGGAGACCAGGGGCUCCAAGGACCCCAAGGCGUGCCUGGUGUGGGUAAGGACGGCCAGGACGGCGCCCACGGUGAGCCUGGGCUGCCCGGAGACCCUGGCCUUCCUGGUGCUGUUGGUGCUCAGGGGACCCCCGGCAUCUGUGACACCUCAGCUUGCCAAGGAGCCGUGAUGGGCGGCAGCGAAAAGUCAGGUCCUAGAAGCUCCUAA